Myripristis murdjan (pinecone soldierfish) is the source of this 3689-nucleotide messenger RNA. It is a transcript of the gene ppp1r8a, whose product is annotated as protein phosphatase 1, regulatory subunit 8a. The record is from RefSeq and is a predicted model, not a curated record. Gene Ontology annotation, molecular function: protein binding. The coding region runs from base 35 to 1087 and encodes 350 amino acids. The transcript has 7 exons. NCBI's taxonomy places the organism in Eukaryota, Metazoa, Chordata, Actinopteri, Holocentriformes, Holocentridae.
UUUCCCAGGAUCCACAGGAGAAAAGUGGGCGAAGAUGGCAGCAAACCCAAGCAACAACACACCUACUUUUGACUGCCCGUCCUGGGCUGGGAAACCUCCCCCAGGACUGCACUUGGAUGUGGUGAAGGGCGACAAGCUGGUAGAGAAGUUGAUUAUCGAUGAGAAGAAGUUCUACCUGUUUGGGAGGAAUCCAGAUGUGUGCGACUUCACGAUAGACCACCAGUCGUGUUCGCGUGUUCACUCUGCCCUGGUUUACCACAGGCAUCUCAAGAGAGUCUUCCUCAUAGACCUAAACAGCACACAUGGGACUUUCCUAGGAAGAAUACGUCUGGAGCCACACAAGCCCCAACAGAUACCGAUCGACUCCACCAUGUCAUUCGGAGCAUCUACACGGGUGUACAUUCUUAGGGAAAAGCCCCAGACCCAACUGAGUACGGCACCGGGCGAGGUGAAGGCAGGGGAGGAUGAUGAGCUGAAAGGCCUUCUGGGAUUGCCUGAGGAAGAGACUGAGCUGGAGAACCUGACAGAGUUCAACACUGCCCACAACAAGCGAAUUUCCACCCUCACCAUUGAGGAGGGCAACCUGGACAUCCAGAGGCCCAAAAGGAGGAGGAGGAGUUCCCGCGUGUCUUUCAGUGAUGAAGAGGAGGUCAUCAAUCCAGAGGACGUUGACCCCUCCGUAGGACGCUUCAGGAACAUGAUUCAGACAGCUGUUGUCCCAAUCAAGAAAAAGAAGACAGAGGGCCAUGGCUCACUGGGUCUUGAGGACACAGUUGUACGUAGGAUACAAAACUUUCCCGUCAGCGGAGGUCUCUACGGGGAUCUUCCUCCCACCAGCCAUGAAGCGGCCACUCACCACACCGCAACCCAGGGAGGGGCAGCCAUCCUGGGAAGCUUGCCUUUGCCGUUCCCUAAUCCUGCGCCCGAAGUCAAUCUGACACCUACCUCAUCGCAGCCCCCGGUCACUCUCAGCACUGCUCCUGCACCGGGACCUUACACUGCAGAGCCUCUGAAUGAGCCACGCAAAAAGAAAUACGCCAAAGAGGCAUGGCCUGGGAAGAAGCCCACCCCCUCACUCCUUAUAUAAACAUUCAGGUAUCGUGAGGUGUCCUCUGGCAGCCAUAUUGGACAUCUACAGCUCUUGGAGACAACCGAGUGUGUUUCCGAACCUAAAACUCAAGCCGUCUCAACACCAUGAAAUACACCCGGUUAUUUCUGUGUUGUAUUUGACUAUAAACUGCUUUCAUCACAGAUACAUCUGGUUGAUUUUGUUUGGAUAAUGUUGGCUGAAUAACAAACUAACAACAAGCUAGAAAACUAGCAAACCGUAGUAUGUGAUCAGCUCACUUUUGCUAUCUUGUGAGUGCAUCCGAUUUGCCCAGUUGCUAAUGGGAAGUGGCGAGUGGCAAGUCACAGGUUAUAUUGUUGACAUUAAUUUCUGAAUAGGCCAACAGCCUAAUUGCCCAUAAUGUAAGAAAACCCCAUUUAAUGAACCAAACAACACAAUAGGUCAGUGUAAUCAAAUCUUGAAACCGCAGUACAAAUUGAAUUAAAUUAUCUGUUUUACUGGUUAUUAUUUGGAGCCAUUUUGGCCAAAUAAUGCAGUGAGCAAGAGCAUGUUUUUUUUUCCACUGGGUGCUUUGCUAUGCUGGCUACUUAACCAGGUAACAAAGCUAUAAACCAUUGGCUCCUCUACUCAAAGUGUUUUGCAGUAGGCACUUGGACAAGACAGUAACUUCCAGUUGGAAACAAGUUGUACUUUAUCAUGCAGCUCAUUUUUACUGAGAACAGAGGUUUUCAAAGUGGGAGGCAGGCCUCGUGGAGGGGCGAGGGGCUCGGCAAACAGUUUCAGGGGAGGCUCACACUCAAAGGGUAAGAAGAGAAUUUUAUGCGAGAUUUCUAAUAAACUGCUCUUCUUAUUAGUUAUCAAAAGGAUCCAUGCUGUACACUAAUAUGACUUCCAUGUGGAAAAGAUGAGACACAAAUUUGAAGACGUGUAGUUUUCCAGUGGCAUGGCAUGUUGAAAAACAUUUCUCUACAUGUGUCCGUUAUGGGGAUAUUACGGUCCGAUCAAUAACUUUACCGUUUUAACUGAUCAACACGCCAGCUGACAAAACCCCUCCUCUGUGCUCUCAGCGUCAACCACUGUAUCUGCCCACGUAGCCUGUGCUGGCAGUGAGCUCUGUGGUUUGUUCUAAGACAAUCCCACAAUCCAUUUGGCACACCACGUGAUCAGUCAAGAUGGUGGAAUUUGCAAAACGGUCAAUUCUGUCAGAUUCAUAGAAAAACGAAUAGAGAAAACUAUGCAAAGUCAGCAAAUAUAACAUGGCCUAGAUUAAUGCUGAAGUCAUUGAUCGUAUUCAUAUGAAUCAUUGCAUAACUAUGAGGUAGAUUGGGGAUACCCGGCCCGAGCCCGUCAGGACCCGACGGGUUGGGCCUGGUUCAGACAGAAAUUUAGAAAUUACGUUCAGGUUGGGGUCGGCUGUUUCAGGCAGUAAGUGGAAACUAACAACUAAAACCGUGCAGCCUGAUCAGCAGCCUAGUGUGAGGCAGGUCGGACAAAAGGCGUGCCCUGGUAAUGCCUUUGGACAAACAGGCAAACAGAGCAGAGCUCUCUCUGAUUAUAAUAGUAGGAUAGUUCACACAUAGUUCUGGGUAAUUUUACAAACCUAGACUCUGUAGUUUUCAUGUAUUUGUGCAGUUUGAAGUUAUGUCAAACAGUAAUGUUGGGAUAUCCUCUCUUGAUUGUUGGAUGUCCAUGGGAUCAAAUCGCUGUGAAGCUAUAAAGCUUUGUCCGAGGGGAGGCCCGCGGUCUCAGGCUCUGAAAACCCCUGACUAAAACAUUACCAAACACACCUACACCACAACAAACCGUUUUCGGGUGUCUCUCUUUAUAUAGCCUGAGUGGUUAUAUAUUUAGAUUUGAUUUUACAGGUCAACUUGCAAAUGAUGAUUUGCAACCAGAUUUGCAGCGUAGCCAAAUAGCAAAGCUUCUGUACAGUGCAAGAGAAAAGGGUUGCUACUUCUCCACUGGGUGACCGAAGAAGAAGAAGAAGAAGAAGAAGAAGACAGUCAGAAGCUGUUAGAUUUAUAAUGGCGAGGCAGCACUGAGGUAAAGAUAAUUUGCCGUUUAAUAUAUUAUUAUUUUGGUUUCUUCAUUUCUUAUGCUUUUUUAUUAUUGAUUAUUGAUCUUUGCAACUUGUUUCAUGCAUUUAUAGUCGACUAAACUGCACUGUUGGUAGGUGGGCUCACUGUUUUUGCAGCUUUUUGCAGUUGCUGUAACUUUAUCUUGAAAGUGCUUACGUUACUUGGAGGCUUAUUUUCACCGACCAUUCACUGUAUGAAUACUGCUGUGUUUACAUUAUAUUUGGUCAACAUACGAUUUACUCACAAAAAUAGGAAAAAUGUCACAAGCCAAACAAGGAAUCGCAGACAUGCCAGUAAUAGACUGAGACAAGGCGAUGAACUGUGGGCAAAGUAUGACUUCAAAGGAACUCAAUAAAGAAACUAGUAUUUGUGACAGUAAAAUCAAUGUUUUCUUUUUCUAUUUUUAUACCAGAAUGUCGCAUUCUAAGCAAGUGCCAUUGUCAGAUAUUCAUGAAGCACUUAGAGGGAGAGGGCUAUAAUUGAUAUGACUGUUAUUAGAAUUCAUCUGUGCUUGAUAUUUGUAUAAUAAACUAUAAUCCAUA